CAUUUAAAAUAUUCUUAAAUAGCCUCUGUAUCUCUAUCAUCCUUUUCAUCUCGCAUCAUUAUACCUCAUUUCUCAUUUUAACAGCACUUUCUUUUUAUAUAUACAUCUUGGUAUCAUUUUUCUUUAUAAUCUUUUAACCUUCAUUCCACAUCUAACGGCACUUUUUUUAUCUCUUUUUCACACAUUACAUUUCGCACUUCAAUUAUCACCUUUACGAUCAUCACGUCAAACACCACCGUAUUUUCCUUUCCUUUCGAUUCUUAUUCUUCCACACCUUCAACUCUCUUCACAAGCCUAUAACACCACCAAUCAACCAAUCAAGUCACAAUGUCCAGCAUCGCUAGCAUCAUCUCCUUCGGGUCGUCUGCCAACAAGAACACCAAUGUCAACGCUGAGUCUGUAUACUCCCGCGCCUUGUCAACCGCCAGCUUCACCUACUCCAAUGGACAGUCGCUGAUGCCGACGCCGACGCCCAGCGAAGGCUUGGAGCGCCUGCUGUCAGAGGAAGCCGAGACCGCCUACGCCGCUGUCGUCAGCUCUGGCCGGACCACCCCCGUCUCUGCUGUGCUCCCCUCCGCAGCCACAGCCGCCGCCGCCGCUGCCACUGCUGCGGCCGACGCCACCCGCCGUCGCAAAGUGCUGACCUCUCGUCCGCCCAACAGCUUCAUCCUCUACCGCUCCGACAAGCUGCGCGAGCUGGUCAAGCUGCACCCGGAGCUGAAGCAAACGCAGAUCAGCAAGAUGUGCGCCGAGAACUGGAAGAUCGAGUCCGAGGAGGUCAAGGACUGUUACCGCCGCAAGCAGCAGGAGGCUAAAACCAUGUUCCUGACUGAGCAGGCCAUGGAGGUCGAGCGGAUCUCGGGCAGCAGCUCCGACAAGGGCAUCAUCAAGCGCAUCCAGCCUACCAACACAUUCAUCCGCUACCGCACUGAGAUGAAGAAGAAGCUGUCCGUGCAGUUUGCCUCCAUGAACCAGAAAGACGUGUCCCGCGCAUGCGGCCUCAUGUGGCGCAGUGAGCCUGAGCACGUCAAAAUGCGCUACCGCCAGUCAUACAACAAGGAGAAGCGUGACUUUGAGCGCCUGUGCACGACGUCAUCCCUAGAGCCCUCGAUGGAGGCCCUGUCUGCGCUGGCCUCGGUCAUUGAGUUCGCCAAGGCCUCGGCGCCCGCCACCGGAACCAGCACGUCUGCUGUCGACAAGAAGCGUCGCCUCAGCGACGGGAGCCACUCGGCUCCUGUUUCUCCCCCACUGAUGAUCUCUACCAUUACGCCUCCCAAGGAGCACGAGUCCCAGGCACACAGCAAGCGCUACCGCAGCCUGCACGCAACCUCACACUCUAUGUCAUCGGUUUCACCUAUGAACUCGCCGGGAGGAUUUUCUCUGCCGUCGUGCGCCUCGCUGCUCAGCAUUGCUGAUAACUCGCCAAAGUUCGCCGAUGCGCGCCCUAGCGCUCUGCCCUCACUGGGCACCCGCCGCUCGCCAACCUAUGCCAGUCCCUCGCCCAUGGAGCACAUGCAUGCCAGCCAGUUUCCGGUCCUCCACGGUGCGUUCGAGGCCCAGCAGCACCCGCAGGCUAUCUCUUACCACAAGUUCGCCCAAUAUGCCGACCAGCAGACACACCGCGUGUACCCGGGACACUACUCAAAUCACCGUCUGGCAGUGUCUGGCAUAGAGUACACCGACCGCGACCAGCUCUACCAGCAGCAGCACCAGCAGCACCAGUACCAUCAUUAUCAGCAGCAACCAAUUUACACACCGUCUCAAGCCCAGCCCCAUCACUACCAUCGGUACCAGAUGCCUGCUGCGGAGUACUCGGUCCACCAGUAACUAAAAACUACAUGGUUAACGGGUCCCUCACGGGACACUAAAAUUGUAAAGUUGCUCUUUUUUUAU
Kickxella alabastrina is the source of this 1893-nucleotide messenger RNA. Its product is annotated as high mobility group box-domain-containing protein. NCBI's taxonomy places the organism in Eukaryota, Fungi, Kickxellomycota, Kickxellomycetes, Kickxellales, Kickxellaceae. Bases 328 to 1827 code for a protein of 499 amino acids. The transcript has a single exon. Gene Ontology annotation, cellular component: nucleus. The record is from RefSeq and is a predicted model, not a curated record. Gene Ontology annotation, molecular function: RNA polymerase II cis-regulatory region sequence-specific DNA binding; DNA-binding transcription factor activity, RNA polymerase II-specific. Gene Ontology annotation, biological process: regulation of transcription by RNA polymerase II.